AUGCCUGGAUGCUGUGCCUAUGGUUGCUCUAAUAGAUCUGAAAAUGGCUUCAUAUUAAAAGUCUUUCCUAAAGAUAAGGUGAGGCGUGCCUUGUGGGCAUCAAAAGUAAAAAGGGACAAGUGGAAGCCAACAAACAAUUCCUAUCUUUGUGAAAGUCAUUUUGAUGAAAGCCAAUGGGAAAAGGUUAGAGUAGAUGGUAAAAAGAAAUUGAAGUUUUCUGCUGUCCCUACAAUUUUUACUCAUCAACCAAUCAAACCAAUUCGAAAAACUCCAGUAAAAAGGUUACAGAACUCAACUCCAAGUCCGAUUAAACGAGCAAAAUCUAAUAUAACUGAGUAUUCUUAUGCGACAAGCCAACAACAAUCGGAACCCUCCUAUGAUAAACCACCAAGUAUAGAUAAUACACAUGCGACAAGCCAACAACAUUUGGAACCCUCCUAUGAUAACCCACCAAGUAUAGAUAAUACAUAUACAGACAUUAAUAUUAUUCCUGAUGACACUUUAGAAAAAGCUGAUAUUUUAAAACAAAUUGAGUAUUUAAAAAAAAAAAUAUCAAAACAAGGCCAAUUAGUACACAAGUUACUUCAAAAUAAUAAUCACACUCUUAAAAUGAAUUACAAACAAAAUAUUAAAUACGCUACAUUUACUAAAACUUUGAAAUCAUUUUUAAACGACAAUCAAAUAGCAUCACUAAGUGUUAAAAAUAAAAAAGGGUUUAAGUGGUCAAAUGCCUCUAUCAAAACAGCAUUACGCUUAAAAUUUGUCUGUGGAUCAAAUGGUUAUGAGGAACUUCUUGCACAAAACAACCCUUUACCAUCUCUUAGAACAAUACGUCGAAAAUUACAAAAAAUAUCAUUUUCCAGUGGAAUUCUUGAAUGUAUUUGA
Molecule: messenger RNA, 885 nt
Organism: Macrosiphum euphorbiae (potato aphid)
Lineage: Eukaryota; Metazoa; Arthropoda; Insecta; Hemiptera; Aphididae
Source: the annotation of a GenBank genome assembly